Molecule: messenger RNA, 3235 nt
Organism: Labrus bergylta (ballan wrasse)
Lineage: Eukaryota; Metazoa; Chordata; Actinopteri; Labriformes; Labridae
Source: RefSeq, a predicted model, not a curated record
ACCAUCCUGACUGCCAGGAACAUCGUGGUCGCCACGGGUGGACGGCCGAGAUACCCCACAAAUAUUCCUGGAGCAGUGGAGCACGGCCUCACCAGCGACGACAUCUUCUGGCUGAAGAAGUCGCCCGGGAAAACACUUGUGGUUGGAGCCAGCUAUGUGGCUCUGGAGUGUGCAGGUUUCCUCACCGGCGUCGGCAUGGAUACCACAGUGAUGGUUCGCAGCAUCGCCCUCCGGGGGUUUGACCAGCAAAUGGCAGGCCUGGUGACGGACUACAUGGAGGCAUAUGGGACAAAGUUUGCGUGGAGGAGUGUCCCGAAGAGAGUGGACAAACUGUCCUCAGGAGCCCUGCAGGUGACCUGGGUGGAUUCCCUCACAGGCAACGAGCAGAAGGACACCUUCGACUCAGUGUUAUGGGCCGUCGGCAGAGCCCCUGAAACCAAAGCCCUCGGCCUGGACAAGCUCGGCGUGCAACUCAACAAGCAGACGGGGAAAAUAGUCGUGGGCGCCGACGAAUCCUCCUCAGUGCCAAAUAUUUACGCUUUCGGUGACAUCGGAGAGGGCCGUCCUGAACUGACCCCCACGGCCAUUAAAGCAGGAAAGCUUCUCGCCCGGAGACUGGCCGGUCACAGCGCUGAGCUCAUGAACUACGACAAUGUUGCCACCACAGUGUUCACCCCCCUGGAGUACGGCUGUGUGGGUCUCUCUGAGGAGGAGGCAGAGAUGAGGCAUGGAAAAGACGGCAUAGAGGUCUACCAUGCGUUCUACAAGCCUCUGGAGUUCACUGUAGCUGAGCGCGAUGCCAGCCAGUGUUACUUAAAGGUGGUGUGUGAGCGGGCUGGAGACCAGAAAAUCCUCGGCCUGCAUUUCACCGGACCUAACGCUGGAGAAGUCACUCAGGGAUUUGCUCUGGCCUUCCAGUGCGGAGCUACAUAUUCCCACCUGUUGCAGACUGUAGGCAUCCACCCAACCUGUGCUGAGGAGCUCACCAAGGUCCACAUCACCAAGCGCUCCGGUUUGGAUGCCAUGGUAACCGGCUGCUGAGGUUAAGCACCUCGGCCUCUGAACAGGAAGUGAGCACACACGGGGUCCCUCUGUGUCGGUAGAGAGAUAUAAGCGUUGGGUUUGAUCUGCUCUUUCUUUUUGCCCCCUCUCCAUCUAAUUUGCCCCAAAAUGGCCGCCAGUUUCAGACUUGUGUAACCGGGUUUCUUCCCUGGCUGCCCAGGUUGUCAUUUGAUAACCAGCAACGACUAUGAUUGUAGCAUAUACAAGCCUGUUGUGAGUGUAUGCACUAGCAGCCCGGGAUAUAGAUCAGGUCGGUGAGAACGCUGGGCGCAGAGCGAGCGUCUCUAAAAUAAACAGGCUCAUCAAUCAGGAUUAAAGUCCGCGCUCGGGGUUUUGUUGGACUCGCUACGAGAACCGUGGUCAGAGCCUGAGCAGUUUUCUGAAUAUAUAUUCUACAAAUAUUGUUGUUUCUCCGGCUGUACUUCCUGUCCAUUAGUCUUGGAGGUGACACAUACCAUACACCCCCCCCCCAUGACACUGAUGGAUAGCCCCAGGGCCCACUGCCGCAGUGACACCUCCCCAUUUCCCAUGGACACACACAAACAGUGUGUUGGCUUGCCUGUCAGUCAGACAGCCAGGACCUGUCCAUGGGAGCCGCGGCUUGUCGAGGGCCCUGCAGACCCCUGUCCUCCUCCUCCUCCCAUGCCCCUUCUUCAAGACAGUGGGGUCACAAACGUGCUUUUUAAAAAAGCUGUGUGGGUGCCACAGCACAGAACAGAACAGGACGACCUAACCCAUCCAUUGUAAGAGCUCUGCUUGAGCUGCACUACCCAGCCUCACCCAAAGGUGGCACUGUUGCCCUCCUAUUCUCCCCUGUGUCUCACUGAGCCAGAAGUGGGAGAUGGGAUAAGGUAGUGAGUGGAUAAAAACGUGCGCCUGAAUACGUUCAGGUUGCACAUUUAAUCCCUUUAAUCCCUAUAAAAGAUAUGCACUUUUGGAUGAAGUUUGCAAAGCAGACUGGCUUUAAGGGUGCCAGACUGAUAAGGGUUAUCUGUUGUGUAUUUACAUGGGUGGCAGGUUUGGCCUACAAGUCAUCACCCUGGAAGAUAAGGCAGGUUGUUUAUAUCAAUAAAACAGUAAUAGACCCCCGCAGUUUGCCAGAGUGCUCAACCUGCUGGCUGCGCUGGACAUCUUGGGUUUAUUAACAAGAGGAGGAGGAGGAGGAGGAGGAGGGCUGUCAAUGAAGAGGGUUUGCUACAGAAACCUGGGGAACCAUGAGGAGGCUGCUGGGCGUCGUUUAUUUUCAUGUGAAGUCUAAUCUGCUGCGGCUGAUUAAUGGUUUCGAUGAGGGGAAUGACAGUGUGCCAGGAGAUGGAGAGAGGAAAAGGAGAAAGAGAGAGGGGUACCAGGUUUAUUUGGACCCAAGCCAGGAGGAGAGAGCGAGAGAGAGGGAGCCGAGUUUCAGGCCAGCUUUAGGGAGGGGAAGGGGGGGUGGGGGGGGAUUCCUGUGUGCUCUGUUCAGGGCCGAGGUGCUGACUGAAGGACCCUGACCUCCGCUCAGCAGGAACAGCUUGACUCUAUCACACUCGGAGCACAGAGGGCUCACAUGCUGCAGCGCUGCACGGCAGGGGCCUGGAGAGGAGGGGGGGGGUAAGGUAGGACGGGCAAGAGACGGACAGAAUCAACCAGCCAACACAACAUGGAGCGGUAGCAUUGUGUGUAUGUUCCUGUGCUUAACGAUCCACUUCAGAGACCUCAGGGUGGGCUCCGAGGCACCGAGAGGGAAGUUAUCGAGGCCAUCAGAGUAACUGUAAUGUCUGUUUUGCUUUUUACCCUCUACUUCCCUUCUCUGUUUCCUCGUCUGCUCCGUUAUCUUUUUUUUUUCACACAGUAUGGCCUCUCGCGCACAAAAUUUAAAAUAUUUUUAUUACUGAUGUGUCUUAUUUUGAAAAACGUCUACUCAUCGAGUCUCUCCAGGCCCCCGAGUCCUGCCGCGUCAGCCGCCCCUCAGCAGUGCCCAAGGGGGGUCAGGGUUCAUCUUUCAGGUCGGCCAGCUAAUGAUGACCUGCACUAAAACCCAAAACGUGGGGAGUGCAGGCCUGAUGUCACCUGGCUGCCAACUUUAGAACUUGUAAAUAGAGACGUUUAAUUUUCCGUUUAAGCUUCUUUAUGCAUAAUUUAUAUGUAAAGUAAGAACAUACAAUGUGACCAUUAAAGUAAUGAUGCUCACCGA